Molecule: messenger RNA, 847 nt
Organism: Halichondria panicea
Lineage: Eukaryota; Metazoa; Porifera; Demospongiae; Suberitida; Halichondriidae
Product: programmed cell death protein 10-A-like
Exons: 6
Coding region: 85-711 (208 amino acids)
Biological process (GO): positive regulation of MAP kinase activity; regulation of Golgi organization
Cellular component (GO): FAR/SIP/STRIPAK complex
Molecular function (GO): protein kinase binding
Source: RefSeq, a predicted model, not a curated record
UGUGUUGGCAAAAAGCCAACUCAAAGUGUUUGUUUUUGGAACUUGGCAGUAAAUUGAACAGCUAGAAGACAGCUAGGAAUCUCCAUGGAUGAUAUUGUGGCCUCCCUUGCUCUGCACGCAGUGCUGGAGCCUGUGCUCAAAGAACUCGAGGCUGAUGAAAAAAACAUAGCAGCUGUCCACACUCUCAGGGCUGCCUUUAACAAGGCUGAGCGAGCCCACCCAGGUCUGAGUGAGGAGUUCAUCAGUGGUGUUCUAGAUGCAGAGGGAGUUAGUCUCAAUCUCCCAGAGGUCCUGCUCAGACUAGCCUGUCAUGAUGUCACCACCUACACCAUCAGCUCUGAGGAAGACGAGUUUGUUGUGCUCAACUUCAGAGCUAAAGCACUCAAAGUCAAGCUGAGUCAUAUUCCUGACCAAAUCAGAGACAGGUCAAAAUUCUUACAGAUUAUUCGUGAUGUGGCAAGCUCCAUCAAGGAUGUGCUGGAUGCAGUCAAUGAGGUAUCUAAAAAGCAUCAGGCAGACGUUCAAAUGAAGGAAUACAGAAAGGUAUUGGACAGUCGAAAGAGAGUGUUUGUGAAGAGCUCACGUAGUUUCAGUGAUACUCUCAAGAGGUACUUCAAAGAUGGCAGGUCAGAGCAUGUGUUCCUUAGUGCUAACCGUCUCAUCAACCACACCAACGUCCUACUCAGCACCUACAAGGCCCUCGGAUACUAGUUACCAUGGACACACUAAGAACACAGUGUAGUAGUAUAAUUCUUUAUGCACUUUUGUAAGAUACUCACUGUAUUGUUUUUAUGUCAUGAUGAUUCUAUACCGUAGUAUUUCUUUUAUAACGAUAUUGAUUGACUGA